Molecule: messenger RNA, 6447 nt
Organism: Harpia harpyja (harpy eagle)
Lineage: Eukaryota; Metazoa; Chordata; Aves; Accipitriformes; Accipitridae
Gene: PER3
Product: period circadian regulator 3
Exons: 21
Coding region: 297-4007 (1236 amino acids)
Biological process (GO): circadian regulation of gene expression; entrainment of circadian clock by photoperiod; negative regulation of transcription by RNA polymerase II
Cellular component (GO): cytoplasm; nucleus
Molecular function (GO): transcription cis-regulatory region binding; transcription corepressor binding
Source: RefSeq, a predicted model, not a curated record
GACUGACGUCCGUGCUAGGAGCCCGCGGGCGCUGCCUGGCCGUGAGGCGAGGGGGCGCGUGCUGGGGAGCAGCGCGGGAGGGCGGGAACCAGCCCGCAUGGGCGGCCGGCUCAGCGGCGGGGGGUGGGCUCGCCCCUCCCGCCGUCCCUUGAGGCGGUGUUUGUUCCCCCCCCCCCCCCCCCGCAGAAGCCGCGCGGGGCCCGACUCCUGAACCGACGGCAGAGGGUCUGACCGAGCCGAGGAGCCGGGCCGUGGCCGCCGAUGCCCCUGCGUCGUAGCGUUCUGCGGAUUCAGAGAUGGACGUGGGCAGACUCCGAGGCGGCGGCUCGGAACGCGGCGCGAGUUGGUCCCCGGCUGCCGCUGCUGGGGCUGCGGGCGAGCGAGAGGAGGCGCUGGGCCCCGCCGGCCCGGGGAGGCAGGCGGCAGAGCGGCGGGGGGACGCAGGCUUGCCUUGUGCCGUGUGUACGGGAACCGGCUCUAGCGGGAAGCGGUUGAACGGGCCGCACUCCGACAGAACGGACUUCUGCAGCCGCGAGCCGAACGGCCGUUCGGCGGGAAGUUGCGUGAGGCAGAGCAAAGUUAACAGUGAGCAGCUGAAUUGGAGCCAGUCGCAGAGAGAUAUGAUGAUGAUGAUCCAAGAAAUGAAAAGGUGUUUGCCUGAAGAGAAAAGGAGUUCCAGCAAGCCCAGUACCAUCAGUGCUCUCAACUAUGCCUUGCAGUGUGUCCAACAGGUCCAAGCAAACAAUGACUUUUUCCAGGCUCUGAAUGACCGAAGAGUGUUUCAGACAGAUGUGAUGACGUACAGCAUAGAAGAGUUGGUGGCAGUUGCAUCUGAACACACUCCAAAAAACACUGACACAUUUGUGGCUGUGUUUUCCUUGCUUUCUGGACGCAUACUGCAUAUUUCUGAGCAGGCAGCAUCCAUUCUACACUGUAAGAAGAAAGUGUUGGACUCCUGCCGGUUUGUAGAGCUGCUGGUCCCUCAGGAUGUGAGUGUGUUCUACACGCACACCGAUCAGUCCCACCUGCCGCUUUGGAACAUGGAAGGUCAAACAGCUUCUCUGUAUGAAUAUGCCCAGGUGAAAUCCUUUUUCUGCAGGAUCAGGGGUGGUAAAGAUCAAGAACAAGAAAUGCGUUGUUACCCCUUCCGAAUCACCCCAUACUUGGUCCAUGUGUGUACUUCUGUCCAUGUGGAUGCAGAAUCCUGCUGCUUGGCUUUGGCUGAGAAAAUUCACUCUGGAUAUGAAGCUCCUCGAAUUCCUAUGGAUAAAAGAAUCUUCACCACCACUCACACCCCUGGAUGCGUUUUUCUUGACAUAGAUGACAGAGCAGUGCCUUUGUUGGGUUACUUACCUCAAGAUUUAAUUGGAACAUCCAUACUGAUGUAUCUGCACCCAGAAGAUCGUCCUUUGAUGAUUGCUAUUCACCGGAAAAUCCUGAAAUUUGCUGGCCAACCCCCUUUUGAACAUUUACCUAUCAGAUUUUGUACUCAGAAUGGGGAUUAUGUCAUACUGGAUACCAGCUGGUCCAGUUUUGUGAAUCCUUGGAGCAGGAAAGUAGUGUUCAUCAUUGGCCGACACAAAGUCCGGACAAGCCCUCUGAAUGAAGAUGUCUUUGCUGCAAGAAGAAAAGAAACAAGCAGUGUUGAGAAAGAGAUAAGGGAAUUGCAAGGACAAAUUUACAAGCUGCUUCUGCAGCCAGUUCACAGCAAUGUUUCCAGUGGUUAUGGAAGCCUUGGAAGCAAUGGCUCUUACGAGCACUAUAUCAGCAUAGCAUCUUCAAGUGACUCCAAUGGGAAUUGUGCAGAGGAAAUACAGGAACCAAUGACAUUGCAACAAGUUUGUGCAGAUGUCAACCGAAUAAAGAAUCUGGGACAGCAGCUGUAUAUUGCAUCAAGGAGCAAGCCACAGAAUGGAAAUGAACAGGCUGUGAGCUCAGAAAUGCUAGGAGGGAAGGGGGACUCUGCUUCCUGUUUUCUUCAGACAUUGAGAAGUGAUAGCACAGAAGAACCAGGCAACGCAUUUUAUGAUGAUUCAAAGAAGGCUCCGCGUGUUCCUUCCUAUCAGCAGAUCAAUUGUGUUGAUAGUAUCAUCAGAUAUCUACAGAGCUGCAGUAUUCCAGCACUGAAAAGGAAAUGUAAAUCUUCUGCAAAUACAUCAUCGUCAUCUUCAGAAGAUGACAAGCAAGGCCAGCAAAGUCAGCAGGAAGUCGAGGCAUUGGAAGCAGUUAAUUCCAAAACUCCGAUAUCUGCUGCUCGGGAAGAGACGCUGAAAGAUCAGACAACUACAGGCAUGGUGGGAGCUCCUCUGGCAGACCUGACCUUGUCCAACAAGGCUCCAAGCGUGGUGUCUGUCACCAGCCAGUGCAGUUACAGCAGCACUAUAGUGCAUGUCCCACACCCUGAAUCAGAAGUGACUACAAUGGAGGAUACUACUGUUGGAAGUGAACAAAUUGAGCUGCCUCCUGUGAAUGCUCAGAGUCUCACUAUGGUGCCUGAGGACUUAAAGCCAGUUGGCCUAACAAAAGAGACAUUGUCAGCCCACACUCAAAAGGAGGAGCAGAACUACAUUGACAAGUUCCGCCAGAGGAUCUUGCUCUCUCCAUUUAGGACUUACCUUCAACAGGGGAGCAGAAGUAACAACAGACAUUCCUGUGGCCAAGGAGAUUCCCCUUCAAAGCAGAUGAGCCCAGCUAGCUGGAAAAAAGGCAAACAUGGAAAAUUCAAGCGCCAGAAACCUCAGACACAGUCCUCAGAUAGCCGCUUUUCUAGUAAAAAUAGAAGUAGUCUUCCAUGUGAGAAGAGAACAAUUCAGAAACAGUCAUUCUCUCCCUCAGAAGUGUCCCAUCUGAGCUCGUCCAGUAUGAAUGUCCUUCCUCCUGUGGGAUUUCCUGUCUAUUCGGAUCCACUAUCUAGUUUUCCAGCCUCUUCUGUAGGAGAGGAGCUUGCCCUUCACUCAUUAAAACCUGAGUCCAUGUCAUCGGCACAACUAUGCUACGAAGCACAGUCAUGCUCAGCACUUUAUCCCCCAAACGUAGGCACGUUUAUGGCUGUAUUUUUCCAGAAUUUCCCCACCUACGCUCAGAUGCCUCAAUAUGUCUUUCUUCCUAGCCCUCAGUAUGUUUAUUCCCCCUACUCAUAUCCAUGCACUACACUACCUCCAGCCCCCGUUCCUGUUCCAUCACAAAUAGCACUGCACUCUGUGGAUCAGCCCUUUCCAGCCUCUUCUGCCACAUCCAUGGAGGACCAGCAAGAGGGCCAGCAUGACCAGGCCCUACUGCUGAGUAGCUCACGGAGCAGCUCCCCACUUCAGCUGAACUUGCUUCAAGAAGAGCUGCCAAAACCUAUGGAGAUUUCCAUUAGUACUGAUGUUAAAGCACAUGCAGAAGCUAAAUGUGACAACAAUCCAGAAGACAGUGGUAACAGUGCUAGCCAUUGUGCUUCUAGUGAAUUUACUGACUGCUCACGGUACGAGGACUCCCAGUCGGGUACAGGUUCGGCAGCAUCAGGCAGUGGAUCAGCUUUAUCUCUUUCUUUAGGCUCUGGCUCCAAUGAGACUUCUGGUUGUGGCACAGCAGACAGUGGGAAAAGCAGCAAGUAUUUUGCCAGUAAUGAUUCUUCUGAAGCUUCCAAAGAAGAGAAGAAUCAGGAAGCAGAAGAAAAAGGGACAGCUCAUAAAUCCAAACAUGAGUCAGCCCGGGUGAUGAUGGAUCACACACCUGAGCAAGUUCUAAUGACUUACCAAAUGCCAAACAGAAUUAAAGAGGAAGUUUUAAAGGAGGAUCUGGAGAAGCUGACAGUCAUGCAAAAGCAGCAGCCUUGGUUUACAGAUGGGCAAAAGAAGGAGCUUGCAGAGGUGCAUACGUGGAUCCGGACCCAGACUGUCCCACUGCAAAUCAGCACCCAGGGCUGUGUUACAUGUGACAUCAGGGGAACAAGUUGUGAGGCUGUAAUGGCUGCUGACAAUAUGGAAAACAAGGGAAAAUCACCUCCGCUCCUGCAACGCUGAAGACAUCAGCACUUGCGUCAGUAAAACAGCUUAGUGUAAUUCCCAUUGCCUUUUCCUCUGGCUUUGCUACAUACUAGUGGUGAAUCUUUCUGGCUAUCUAUUCCCAACAUGAGCAGUUGCACAUGUGAAACUAAAUCUUCCUCCAUUACCCCUCCACUCCUGGCAUGACUUUGAAGACAAUCUUUUACUGGGAGGCCGUUUCCCUUCCUGACCUCGCAGGCUUGACGCAGAAUGGGUGAUGUUUCUAACUUUUGGUUGCUCAAUGAUGAGCAAAAUACAAAGGUGGUUUGGGUUUGGGUUUUGUUUGUUUGUUUGAACUUGGCAAGUAAAAGUCUGAAAAGAUGCAGUGGUUAAGAACCUACAGUGAUCAGCCUAAUGGAUCAGAACAUGUUUACUCUCCACGUAAGGUAGAUGUGUUGAAAACAGCAUUGCAACCAAACUACAAUGGAGUGCUCUUCAUUUUUGUUUGUUCAAUAUUUAAAGGUCUAAACUGAAGAUCCUAAUACUCUGAGGCUCUAAAAUCACAGUAGCUGGUUCGAGGGUCCAACAGGCUUUUUAAUGAGCAGCUGAAAACUAGCCAAGUUAUUUUGCAUCGAAAUGCCUUUCGCCAGCUUGUGCCCAUCAAAAAAACAAACUGAAGUGAAAAGAAGCAAAGCUAUUCCCUAUGUUUUUCAUGAUGUUUUAGAACCAAGUUGUUUUAUAGCUUUUGCUUUUAAAGCUGUGUUUCUCAGGAUAGGUGUUUAAAAUUGAUUGAGGGUAACUGGUUUGCAAAUCCGCUAGAGAUUAAAUUAUAAAUAGCAAUCAAAAAAAAAAAAAGUAACAAUUCAGAAGUUAUUUCCUUAUGCAGGAUCUGCUUUCUAAUAAAAGACACAUGGAAAACCUUCUCUAUCAUGGCACUAGAGCCUAGUUAUCAAGUAGCUAUAUGCAAUCUUUUAUCUUACAUUGCUAGCACUCUGGAAGGAGGAUUUGUAUCUUAAUUUUGUUGUUGUUGUAUUAGAGUAGUUAGAUGAGUUGAAUCCAGGCAUAGUUAAUAGGAAAUUUUAAGUUGUUUCCCUGUUUUGUUUUUGUUGUGGUGAUGCCAAAAAGAAAAAGAGUCUGAGCUUCAUUUCUUCUGCUUUCUUGAAAAGUCACAUGUUGUGGAGCCAAACUUGAACAUCAAACCACAUAUUCAUCAUUUCUUAUCACUGUUGACUUGCUGUACAAGUUUUAACCUCUUUCUUUGUAAUGGAGUCUCUGGCUGUUGAAAUCCAUGGACAAAAAAUGAGUUUGUGCAUAGUGUGAGUUUGUUGUUCAGAAAGUGGUAACCGCUUUCUCUUUCAGCAUGUAAAAGGACUUGUUCUCAUGUUAAUACUUCUAGCUUAAAGCUGAAUGUCUCAAAGUGCUCUUCAAACAGGACACGCUUCACUAAAACCUGGCAGAUUUUGUCUGAUUUCCCCUUUGUUUAUCGAAAGCUGAAUGUAAUCAGAUUUUCCUUGUGGUGUCAUUAAUCACCUUAGCCUUCUCAACAAAGAGUUUUAGAAUGUAACACAUUGUUCACCCUUUUCUUCUGUGUAACUCUUCCUUUUCUGCUAUGUGAAAGAUUUUCACUUUUUCAGUUUCAUUUACUAGUAAGCUUCAAGUUUUUGAGUAAGUUAAAAAUACUGUGAUCUGCAGAUCAUUGAAGGAAAACUAUUAUUUAUCUAAAGGUUUUUGUUACUUUUUAAAAUCAAUUCAGUGGCAAUCUUUGUCAUUAAAGCUUAUUUCAAGGAAAGUUCUUGUUACAGAAUUUUGAAGUUUUCAAGGCGAAUUUGACUCAGGCAUUAUUCUUGUGAUUUUUUUCUUCGUCUUUUUUUUUUUUUUUUUUUUACAGUAUGCUUGCCUGCUCUGUUUAUACCUAUUGCUUUCUAUUUAUUCUCAAGCUGCAUUUCAUUAUUAGUCUUUCAUUUUUUUUCAGCUUGAACUUGUUUUUUCUUGUGUUGUAAAUCAGCAGAGGUCCACACAUCCUCAGUACUUUUUGUGUUUGAACUUUAAACACUUCUAAAAAUGAGAGACUUUGAUAGGUGUUUACAUAUAGCAAGUUAUGUACUCAAGUAGGAAAAUGUGGGCAAUACCUUAUACCUUUCCUAGUCUUUUUCCAGCACUUUCCAAAUACGGUAUUCUGCUUUAUAGCCACACCGCCCAAAAUGUUUGCUCUAAAACUUGUAACAAGAUGCUAUGCGUAUAGGUUCUUCUCUUAAUUGGGAAGCUUCUUAACUAACUUAACUGUCAAAUUAGACUGAUGCACUAGAAUCCAUUCUAAUUGGCUGUGCUUAAAUUAAAAUGAGUGCUUUAAUAUAUUUUGAGACUUAGCAAAAUAGAUUAAUUUGAAUAUUCCAGGUAAGGAUCGCUGUCUCUUUCAAAAGAGUUUAAAAGUGUAAGCCAGAAGGAAAGUUUAGAUAAUCAACUCUUUUGCUGUAUUUUA